AUGGCGGCAUACAGAACCAAUCCAAUCAAGGCCAAGGAAAUUCAAAGGCAAGUGGAAAAACUCAUGGAUAAAGGUUAUGUUCGAGAAAGCAUGAGUCCUUGUUCGGUUCCAGUCAUUUUAGUGCCCAAGAAAGAUGGAACAUGGAGGAUGUAUGUUGAUUGUCAAGCCAUCAACAAAAUAACUGUAAAGUAUCGACAUCCUAUUCCUAGAUUGGAUGACAUGCUAGAUGAAUUACAUCGUGCAAAAUUGUUUUCAAAAAUUAUCUUCAAAGUGGUUACCAUCAAAUUCGAAUGCAUGUGGGAGAUGAGUGAAAAACGGCUUUCCAAACAAAAUUUGGUCUCCAUGAGUGACUUGUUAUGCCAUUUGGUCUUAUCAAUGCACCAAGAUGGAGUGAAAGUUGAUGAAGAAAAGGUCAAGGCUAUUCGAGAGUGGCCAACACCCACCAAUGCAACCGAGCUUGAAGCACCUCAAAAGCCAAACAAAGUUGAGUUUAUUGUGACAUUUCCAUACGUCAUUCAUUACAAGAAAGGUAAGGAUAAUGUGGUGGCUGAUGCAUUAUCAAGAAGGAAAGGAAAACUUUGUAUUCCUAAGUGUUCCAUUCGAGAGUUGCGAAGGAAGCUCAUCGGGGAGGAUUAA
Messenger RNA from Benincasa hispida (wax gourd), 636 nucleotides. Lineage: Eukaryota; Viridiplantae; Streptophyta; Magnoliopsida; Cucurbitales; Cucurbitaceae. The record is from RefSeq and is a predicted model, not a curated record.